UAAGUUUUGCAACUUAUAUAUAACAGAACCCCGAAAUCUAGCAGAGGCAGUUGCACAAUCUGAAUCAUAAUCAAUACCAUAACAAAGCUUUUUCUCCUUCUUUGUCCCCAUCCCUUCUUUCCUUUCUACUCAUCUCUUUUUCUCUUUGUUGUUUUGCGCUCCUACAUCACUACUCGCUUCUCUAUAUAUAUAUAUCUCUGUUUUUUUCCAACACUAUCAAAAAUCCAUGGCUUCCUCGUCUUCUACUACAAAAGAGGGAAAUAAUCAAGAGGGAAUAGUUGGUGAGAAACCAAUACCAUAUGAUCAAAACGUUCUGCAAAAGCACGUUGCAUUCUUUGACAGGAACCAUGACGGCAUCAUCUACCCAUGGGAAACUUUCCAAGGAUUUCGUGCAAUAGGUUGUGGAAUGCCGUUGUCGAUUGGUGGUGCUAUUUUCAUUAAUGUUGGUCUCAGCCAAAAAACUCGUCCGGGCAAGUUUCCUUCUAUAUUGGCGCCAAUAGAAGUUAAAAACAUCCAAAAAGCUAAACAUGGAAGUGACUCUGGGGUCUAUGAUAGCGAAGGAAGGUUUGUUCCUUCAAAAUUUGAAGAAAUUUUCAGCAAGCAUGCCAAAAGAUACCCAAAUGCGUUAACAUCCGAUGAAUUGAUGGAGUUGCUGAGGGCAAAUAGAGAUCCUAAGGAUUACGGAGGAUGGCUUGCUAGCUACACAGAGUGGAAAAUCUUAUAUGUUCUUGGAAAAGACAAGGAUGGUUUGCUGCAAAAAGAAACUGUUCGAGGUGUUUAUGAUGGAAGCCUGUUUGAACAAAUGGAAAAGGAACACAAACAAAAGAAACAAAAUUAAAUACAGAGAGUCAGAUGACUUAUGCUGAGAUUAAAUACAGAGAGUCAUAUGACUUAUGCUGAGAAUCUUGCUUUUCGUAAUUUGUGAGUUUCUGGUUGUGUGCCUUCAAAGUGUUUGGUUUAUAAAUUGUGAUUAUCCUGUCAGUAUAUGAAACGUGCAUUGUAAGGGAUGUAUUUUUAGCUAUCUUGCUUGCCUGAUUUUAUAUAUCUGAGUUGUCUAAAUAACAGUAUUUUAUAUUUCAUUA
Lotus japonicus is the source of this 1082-nucleotide messenger RNA. Its product is annotated as probable peroxygenase 4. Gene Ontology annotation, molecular function: calcium ion binding; monooxygenase activity. The transcript is spliced from 6 exons. Lineage: Eukaryota; Viridiplantae; Streptophyta; Magnoliopsida; Fabales; Fabaceae. The coding region runs from base 227 to 838 and encodes 203 amino acids. The record is from RefSeq and is a predicted model, not a curated record.